AUAUUUAUCGAUGUUUUUCGCAUUCCCUUGGGUAAACAGUAGUUAAACACUAUGCCAUGAUAAUUGGCUCCCCCACCCAGGGGGCCUUAUAAAUAACCGGCCCAGUUGCCCUGAAAUUUACCAAGGCACUCAACUCCUACAAGGUUGAGCGCAACACAACACACUAGCUCCAUAGUGUGCUCUAGCUUGUAAGGGUACCAAGAAGGUCUGUAACCAUAUAGACUUGUAGUAUCACAAGAGCAGAGUAGGGGGGCAGAGAGAGGAGACACUGGAAGCCAGGGAGCAGAGAGCACUGUAGGAGGGAGUGGUGUGCACUAGUGCAAGCUGCAAACUCGAGUACAAUAAGGUGAACGAUGGAUAUCGAGUCCAGGAAAGGUUCCAAAGGGGACUCCAUGGCUGCUGCUGCCUCUGAGGUCUCUGUUGACUGGAGAGGCAGGCCAUGCGACCACCGGAAGCAUGGCGGCAUGAAAGCCGCCGUCUUCGUCCUAGGCAUCCAGGCCUUCGAGAUGAUGGCGAUUGCGGCGGUGGGGAACAACCUGAUCACGUACGUGUUCGGGGAGAUGCACUUCCCGCUGUCGCAGGCGGCCAACAUCGUCACCAACUUCAUCGGCACUGUCUUCCUCCUCUCCCUCCUCGGCGGCUUCCUCUCCGACUCCUACCUCGGCAGCUUCUGGACCAUGCUCAUCUUUGGAUUCGUCGAGCUCUCCGGGUUCAUACUGCUGGCGGUGCAGGCGCACCUGCCGCAGCUGCGGCCGCCGCCGUGCGACAUGAUGGCGGCGGCGGCGGCGUGCGAGGAGGCCGGCGGGGUGAAGGCGGGCAUCUUCUUCGCGGCGCUGUACCUGGUGGCGGUGGGCAGCGGGUGCCUCAAGCCCAACAUCAUCGCGCACGGAGCGGACCAGUUCCGGCGGGGCGGCGGCGGCGACGCCCGGCGGCUGUCGACCUACUUCAACGCGGCCUACUUCAGCUUCUGCGUGGGCGAGCUGGUGGCGCUCACCGUGCUCGUCUGGGUGCAGACGCGCUCCGGGAUGGACGUCGGGUUCGGGGUCUCCGCCGCCGCCAUGGCCAUCGGCCUGGUCAGCCUCGUCGCCGGCGUCGCCUUCUACCGCAACAAGCCGCCCCAGGGCAGCAUCUUCACUCCCAUAGCUAAGGUGUUUGUCGCUGCUGUGACCAAGAGGAAGCAGGUGUGCCCGUCGACCGCCACCGUGCAGGCCAUCGCAAGCGUUAGCGCCCAUGAGAUGUCGGUUAACCCUACAAACAUUCGCCACAUCAACAAGUUCAGGUUCUUGGACAAGGCAUGCGUGAAGGCGCAGGACGGCCCCGGCGGCGGGGCGUCGUCGGCGGGGAAGGAGAGCCCGUGGCGCCUGUGCACGCCGGCGGAGGUGGAGCAGGUGAAGGUGCUGCUGUGCGUGGUCCCCAUCUUCGCGUGCACCAUCGUCUUCAACACCAUCCUGGCGCAGCUGCAGACCUUCUCCGUGCAGCAGGGCAGCGCCAUGGACACCCGCCUCGCCGCCUCCUUCCACGUCCCGCCGGCCUCGCUGCAGGCGAUCCCCUACCUCAUGCUCGUCGCGCUGGUCCCGGCCUACGAGGCCGCCUUCGUGCCCGCCAUGCGCCGCCUCACGGGCGUCGCCACGGGGAUCACGCCGCUCCAGCGCAUCGGCGUGGGUCUCUUCGCCGUCACCUUCUCCAUGGUCGCAGCCGCGCUCGUCGAGGCCCGGCGCCGCCACGCCGCGGCCGACGGCGGCCGGCUCCUGUCCAUUUUCUGGAUCGCGCCGCAGUUCCUCGUGUUCGGGCUCUCCGAGAUGUUCACCGCCGUGGGGCUCAUCGAGUUCUUCUACAAGCAGUCGCUCGCCGGCAUGCAGGCCUUCCUCACCUCCAUGACCUACUGCUCCUACUCCUUCGGCUUCUACCUCAGCUCCGUGCUCGUGUCGCUCGUCAACAGGGUCACCAGCACCGCCGGCGCCGGCGGCGACGGCGGCUGGCUUGCCAACAACGACCUCAACAGGGACAGGCUCGACCUCUUCUACUGGCUCCUCGCCGGGCUCAGCAUCCUCAACUUCUUCAACUACCUCUUCUGGGCGAGGUGGUACUCCAAGAGCGUAGAGACGGUGCAGGUCGCCGGAGUUCGGAGCGGCGGUGAGCAGGAUGACCAGAAGGACACCUCCGAGUGCUGAGAUCAUUAACAUGGGUCCCUGAAAAGGAAAUGUCGGGCAUAUCAGCCAAUUAAUCAAUUAACCUAGUGCUAAGUGUAGUUAACCUUUCUUAUUUCUUCUUAUUUUGUUGCUUUUAUGGUUUUGCUUUGCAUUUGGGAAGAUAUAUAUAUAUAUGAGUAUGAGUUAAAUUAAUCAAAAAAGGUGGUAGGUAACUGAAAUUAAUAUUGGCUAGCAGGCCAAGUUUUAAGGGUAGUUCUGUAAAUUCAACUCCUGCAGGGAUGGAGUAGUACCUUUGGAUAGCUGAACCUAGUCUCCUUGCUUGGGAGGAGAAAAUAUAUGGUAUGUAGCUAUAUAUGUAAAUGCAAAUGAUUUAUCAUAAAAUUAAAGCGGAUCACUGAAUUAGUUC
Panicum hallii is the source of this 2556-nucleotide messenger RNA. Its product is annotated as protein NRT1/ PTR FAMILY 4.4-like. Gene Ontology annotation, biological process: transmembrane transport. The record is from RefSeq and is a predicted model, not a curated record. Gene Ontology annotation, cellular component: membrane. Gene Ontology annotation, molecular function: transmembrane transporter activity. The transcript is spliced from 5 exons. Bases 354 to 2171 code for a protein of 605 amino acids. NCBI's taxonomy places the organism in Eukaryota, Viridiplantae, Streptophyta, Magnoliopsida, Poales, Poaceae.